CACUGCCGUAAAACGGCCAGUGACUGUCGCAAAUCACACAUAAGGCAAAUAGAGACGUGCUACCUGUUAGCUAGCAGGCUCGAUAAUGGAGUAAAAGCGAUUAAUAUGUCGUUAUUAUAGCUGAAGGAGACCUUAAGGUGAAUAGAAAGCUGCCGGUGUUCAGUGUUGUGAUGACUAGAAGAUGGACUUCAACAGGACUGUUCUGGUGACUGGAGGCUCUGGAUUCAUUGGCUCCCAUCUUGUAUGUUCGCUGGUGGACAGGCACCCUGACUGGAGAAUUAUCAACCUAGAUAAUUUGGAUUACUGCUGCAGCCCCAGGAGUCUGGAGAGUGUUGAAGACAGAGCGAACUACACCUUUAUCAGGGGAGAUGUGUGUAACUCCCGGCUGGUUAAUCACAUUUUCAACACAGAAAACAUCGAUGUGAUCUUUCACCUGGCAGCCAAAACACACGUCGAGAGGUCGUUUGAAACUCCGUCUAGUUUCCAGCGUGUUAACAUUGAUGGGACCAGAGUUUUACUGGGAGCCGCCCAUCAGGCCCGACACCAGCCACAGCGCUUUAUCUACGUCAGCACUGAUGAAGUCUACGGAGCCAGUCUGGACCAGGUGUUUGAUGAGAGCAGUCCAGUGAGGCCCUCUAACCCAUAUUCUGCCACUAAAGCAGCUGCUGAGUACCUGGUCCAAUCCUACUGGGACAAAUAUAAGUUUCCUAUCAUCAUUACCAGGAGCAACAACAUCUACGGGCCCAGGCAGUACACUGAGAAGGUCAUUCCGAGGUUUCUCACCCUCUUGCAAAGGAACAAGAAAUGCACCAUCCAGGGAACCCUGCCUAAAUCCCGCCAUUUCCUGUUUGUUGAUGAUGCUAUCAACGCCUUUCUGUUGGUUCUGGAGAAAGGGAUUGUGGGAGAAAUCUACAAUAUGGGAACAAGCUGUGAGAUUCCUAUCAUGCAACUGGCCAGGGAACUUGUUACGAUGGUCAAGAAGGUGCCAGACUCUGAGGUACAAGAUUGGCUCGAGUUUGUGCCUGACAGGACAGUGAGCAAAGUGACCUUUGACCUCUGCUCUAUAGGCCGCAUGUCGACCUGCGCUACCCCAUCACAUGUGAGAAGCUGCAGCAGCUAGGCUGGAGAGCAGAGGUGUCCUGGGCUGAAGGCAUCAGACAGACGGUCAAAUGGUACCAAGUCCACCCAGACUUCUGGUCAGACGCAAGCGAGGACCAAGAACAAAUCCAAAGCCAGCUUGAAAAGGCAGAGUGAAAAGAGACACAAAGCAGUGACUUAUUUUCUACAUAUGAUUUCACGACACAGCCGAUUUACCUCUCAACUUACAGAUACUGAAGAUGAUGUAAACCAGUCUCCAUAGUUUACCUGAAGUGCUAGACAAUAGGAAGGCAGAGCCUCCCUUCAACCAAAGCAAAGUUACACCUGGAAAUGAGUGCACUUUAUUUUGAUAUUAAUUACAGAUUCAGCUUAUGUUGACAAGCAUCACACAGACCCGCAUUUUUGAAUGACUGGAGAAUUUGCACAUUCAUGUACAUCCACAGGGUAUGGUUCAAAUUAAGCAGGUUUUUGCAGGUAAAUCCAACAACCAAAUAUUCUAGUGUUGAUCGGCUCAAAACAGAUAAGACAUAAGUAUUGCAUUUACGUGCACUCAAGUAACAGUUACUGUAAAUCAGUUGCUUACUGCAUGUAAACACACUAGCUCCUGCUAACAUUCAGCAAGGUUGGGUAGCAAGUUUUAGCAACUAUGUGCAACUUUACAUUCCAAAUGUAUGUUUAGUCUUUUACAGCACAAGCGUUAUUUUAUCAAUUAAAGAUACUUUGGUUUUGUUAUAGCAGUAGCCUUAUAAUGAAAGGAUGAGAAGGGAACUCAAAGUCAAUUCAUCUGUCAUUUGUUUUAUACACGUUGUAGAGAUGUUUUUCACGUUGUCCGGUAAUUUAACUGCUAAUAAACUUGAUUAUUUAAUAACUUCAAGGUGUUUGACAUGCGUUUCUCAAAUAUUUAAAAUCUAAAAACACACAUUAGAAGAAGAAAUGGAUCAAAACACUUUACAUUUGCAAAUCAAAACCUUUAUUCGUGGUAAAAUCAGAAUAGAUGCACUGGUUGUUUUGUUUUCUUCGUGCAGUGCUCCUCUUCGUGCACAACUGCUAAACUAAUACAUAAAGCAAAUACUAACUACCAGGCUGGAGGUGCAGUGUGUUCACAUUGAGGGGUCUGGCCAGUAAGCAAUGGCGACAACACUGGGCUUUAUCAUAUUUCAAUUCAGUCACUAAACAGCAAUCAUUCCUGAAUAUGACAACACUUUUUUUGUAAUAAGCCUCUAAGCUUAUAAAAUUGAAAGUAAAAUAAAGCUGCAGUGUUGCAUUUUAUUUGGUGUCCCCAUUUUGUUUCCAUGAAUGAAGUUCAUGAAGUGAAGUGUGAUCAUUCACCUACAUGUACUAAUACUACCAUAUCUUUGAAAUGUCACCGAUAGUGGCUUUGCUGGGGCCGCAUUGCAUUCUGGUCCAAUUUGUUUCUGUAUAACUGCAGAAUGUCUGCAGCUAAAAGAUGGUAGAAGACUCAUAUGGAUCAGCUGCAAGUUAAGCAAAA
Molecule: messenger RNA, 2587 nt
Organism: Sander lucioperca (pikeperch)
Lineage: Eukaryota; Metazoa; Chordata; Actinopteri; Perciformes; Percidae
Product: dTDP-D-glucose 4,6-dehydratase
Exons: 12
Coding region: 182-1120 (312 amino acids)
Biological process (GO): nucleotide-sugar metabolic process
Molecular function (GO): dTDP-glucose 4,6-dehydratase activity
Source: RefSeq, a predicted model, not a curated record